Molecule: messenger RNA, 868 nt
Organism: Cottoperca gobio
Lineage: Eukaryota; Metazoa; Chordata; Actinopteri; Perciformes; Bovichtidae
Product: pancreas transcription factor 1 subunit alpha
Exons: 2
Coding region: 19-636 (205 amino acids)
Biological process (GO): regulation of transcription by RNA polymerase II; developmental process
Molecular function (GO): protein dimerization activity; DNA-binding transcription factor activity, RNA polymerase II-specific; RNA polymerase II transcription regulatory region sequence-specific DNA binding
Source: RefSeq, a predicted model, not a curated record
AUCUAUUUAUUUUAAAAUAUGGAGGACAUGCUUUUUGACUUUGACCAGGAUGACACCACGGAUAUUACACUUUGGGGACAAGUGGACCAAAACUUCCAGUUUCAGAGCCAGGUGGACACCUUCCUGCUGGACUACAGCACGGCCACCGGCCAGAUCUCUCCCUGGUCCAAUUUUGGCAGUCAGUCUAUGUUCCCAGAUGCACAGCUGACCUUCACAGACCUGGACGUGCAGUCUCCGGGGGCGGACGUCUGCGGCGAAGGGGAAAGCUCCUCCAUAGAUGACCCCCUAGAGCUGACCAAGCACAGGGCGCGGCGCCUGGUGCCCCAUCAGCCCUACAAGGUGCAGCGAUAUGCCGCCAACAUCCGCGAGAGGAAGAGGAUGCUGAGCAUCAACUCCGCCUUCGAGGAGCUGCGCUGCCACGUACCGACGUUUCCCUACGAGAAGCGGCUGUCCAAGAUAGACACCCUGAGGCUGGCCAUAGCGUACAUCGCCCUGCUGAGAGAGAUCCUCAUGUCAGGCUGCGACCCCAAAUCCUAUGUGGACGAGUGCAUGAAGAAUGGCUACAAGAAUCACACCAACGCCAUCUGGAACACAAGCGACCUGACAGCCCGCCUCUCUUGGAUAAAGUGGGAUUAACUGAGGAACAUGGGGCGCCCUGAGUGUGGAGAUGGCAGCGGGGAGGAGGUUCAGGUUUGUUCCUCCCUCCUCUCUACAUGUCAAAGACAGGCGGCCGGCCCGCAAGACAGAGCCGACAGAUCGACAUCUGCAGACUUCUCAUCGGGUCACACACCUCAGGCUUUCUCAACCUCACCCACUCCUCCGUCCUCCGUGGCUUUUAAUAUUCUAAUUUAUUGUUGACUGGUAAUUG